Molecule: messenger RNA, 2306 nt
Organism: Ornithorhynchus anatinus (platypus)
Lineage: Eukaryota; Metazoa; Chordata; Mammalia; Monotremata; Ornithorhynchidae
Gene: KDM4C
Product: lysine demethylase 4C
Exons: 14
Coding region: 24-1985 (653 amino acids)
Biological process (GO): chromatin remodeling
Cellular component (GO): nucleus
Molecular function (GO): histone H3K9 demethylase activity; histone H3K36 demethylase activity
Source: RefSeq, a predicted model, not a curated record
CCUUGGGCGGGUUAGGUGGGUGGAUGCGUGUGUCUGCACUUCUUUCAUCUUCUUUUUCUCCACAGAGAAUCACAAACCACCUAUGGGUUCAAUGGCGUGGGAAAAGAUACGAGAGAAGCAGCCCCAAUGUGACACAACUGAGCCCCAAGGGAGUCGUCUUUAUCAGGAUGGCAGGAGCAAGAAUGAACAAACCUCCUAAUCCAGGAUGUAAGAUUAUGACUUUUAGACCAACUAUGGAUGAGUUCAAAGAUUUUAACAAAUAUAUAUCAUAUAUGGAGUCUAAAGGAGCUCACCGAGCAGGAGUCGCUAAGGUAAUUCCCCCAAAGGAGUGGAAGCCAAGACAAAAUUAUGAUGCUAUUGAUGACAUGGUGAUUCCAGCACCUCUUGAGCAAACCGUCUUUGGGAAGGCAGGAUUUUAUGUUCAGUACAACACCCCGAGAAAACCAAUGACUGUGAAAGAAUACCGACAAUUAGCAAACAGUGACAGGUACCGUACCCCAAAACAUGAGAAUUUUGAAGAAUUGGAACGAGAAUACUGGAAGAAUAUAACCUUUAGGGCACCACUCUAUGGAGCAGAUGUCAAUGGAAGCAUAUUUGAUGAAGGUGUUGACCAAUGGAACAUUGCCCACCUGAACACCAUUUUGGAUAUCCUGAAGAAUGAGUAUGGUAUUUCUGUUGAGGGAGUGACUACCCCAUAUCUCUAUUUUGGCAUGUGGAAGACUACAUUUCCAUGGCACACCGAAGACAUGGACCUCUACAGCAUUAACUAUGUUCAUUUUGGAGAGCCCAAAUCCUGGUAUGCCGUAUCACCAGAGCAUGGGAAACAACUUGAAUGUCUAGCACAAGGAUUCUUCCCCACUAACUUUCAGGAGUGUAACUCAUUUCUUCGCCACAAGUUGACACUACUAUCUCCUAAUACACUGAAAAAAUAUGGUAUUCCCUUUAACAGGAUCACCCAGGAGGCUGGCGAAUUUAUGAUAACUUUCCCAUAUGGGUAUCAUGCUGGUUUUAAUCAUGGAUUUAACUGCGCGGAAUCAACAAAUUUUGCCACACUCAGAUGGAUCGACUACGGAAAAGUCUGUAAUUUGUGCACCUGCAGAAAUAAUGUAGUUGAAAUUCCAAUGGAUAUCUUUGUGAAGAGAUUUCAGCCAAACAGAUAUCAGCUUUGGAAAGAAAACAUGGAUCUAUACCCUAUUGAUCACAUUAAAUCUACUCCAACUUCAAUGUCAGAAAUAGAGACCUGGAUGCAGAAAAACAAAACAAAAAAAAGAUUACUUUCCAGAAGCACCCAGCCUGGCAGAUCUCAAUCUGUAAGGAUUAAAACUUCGACGGCUGAGCAAAUACGAGCUACGUUAGCUGGUACAAAAGUCACAGCCAUGGAAGCAGCUACAACUGACUUCAAGGUCAGCGAAAAGCCAGCAGAAAAGGCGAGGCAGGUCAACACAGAAGUGCCUUCUGGGAAAGAGAAGAUCAUUAAUGUGAUGAACCAAGGUCAGAAUGUAUUGGGUAGCAUCAAGGACUCAGGAAUCGGCUGUUCAGGAUCCUAUUCUGAUCUUGCAAAGCAGAAUGUAAAAAUGGAGACCAACCAAGUUAAUGCCAGGAGUGUUUAUGGUACUGCCAUUAAACUCCCAUAUUAUUUAGGAAAAUAUUCAAACCGUAAGACUGAGGCUGAACAGGCCCAAUUAUGCAAGAUAUUUGGAACCUACCAGGAAAAGCACCUGGAGAAAGAAGUUAGUAGUGAGACAUCUGAGAAAGAUGCCACCAACUCCAAAGGCACUGAUAUUCGCUCAGAUUCACAAAGCAUGUCACCAGUAAUCAAGAAAAAGAAGCUUUCCUUGACACUGUUGCAAUUUAGGUGCAAUGUAGCAGGAGAAAGGAGCUCCAGCUCAUCCAAAGAAUUAUCAGUUAGAACUCCAGGGACCCAAGACUCAGCAAAUAAUAAAGCAGGGUUCACUGGAAGCUCAAGUGGAAUCGACCAAGUUUGACUGUGAAAUUGGUGGAUAAAAAUUUUAAAAAAAAGCAUUCAAAGAACCCCAUAUAUUAUGUCUCCCCAAGCCAGAGUUGGGGAUAUGAAAUAUCCCAAGUUAAGGCUAAUGGUUACACAGAACUGAAGUUCAGAAUAAAUUGUUUGUUCAACCAUUGAUUGACCUCUCUAUCCACGAGACAGUUACUUUGACUCACUGCUCUGUAGUUAUUACAUUUGUAAACUAACAUGAGUAACACUGUCUAUCAUAUUUAAGAUUAACCUUUAAGAUUCCUUUAAAAUUAAAAUAAUAUGGGUUAAUAAAACUGCUUCUUGUCUUACA